Molecule: messenger RNA, 429 nt
Organism: Pseudocercospora fijiensis CIRAD86
Lineage: Eukaryota; Fungi; Ascomycota; Dothideomycetes; Mycosphaerellales; Mycosphaerellaceae
Exons: 7
Coding region: 1-429 (142 amino acids)
Source: RefSeq, a predicted model, not a curated record
AUGAUCGAUCAUAGGAGCAGACAGCACCGUAUAUCUCGGAGCAUCUUCCCGUCGAUCGUUCGUGCCGCUCACGAAGCAGCCCGGCACGACACUGGUCUGCUGGUCAUUCACGAAGAAUCCUCCUCUGCCGUCUUCCCGUCUUCCCUGCAAAUAUCGCCUAAUACUGCCCCUCCCAACUUGCUCAUCAGAAGCCACGUUGGGCGUGCGCGCACUUGGUUCGAUUCCAUGUCCAUCAUCAUCAUCUCUUUCGGCGUGAUGAGUAUGUAUGCUGAGGAUGCACUUGUGUCCCCUCGUCUUCAUAGUGUACGUGAACUGGAUCGGCUUUCAUCUCGUCACGUCGAGGGCGAUCUGAAAUUCGUUUGCUGGAAGCUUUGUCAUCUUUUCGACGCCUGCUUGAAAGGGUGGUGGACUCCUGUUCCCAAAAUCUGA